Messenger RNA from Malurus melanocephalus (red-backed fairy wren), 3334 nucleotides. RefSeq names its product YOD1 deubiquitinase (gene YOD1). The coding region runs from base 37 to 951 and encodes 304 amino acids. Gene Ontology annotation, cellular component: cytosol; nucleus. Gene Ontology annotation, molecular function: cysteine-type deubiquitinase activity. Lineage: Eukaryota; Metazoa; Chordata; Aves; Passeriformes; Maluridae. The transcript is spliced from 2 exons. Gene Ontology annotation, biological process: endoplasmic reticulum unfolded protein response; protein deubiquitination. The record is from RefSeq and is a predicted model, not a curated record.
GGAAGCGGCGGCGGGCGGUGCGGCGGCGGCCCCGAGAUGCUGCGGCUGCGCUGCAAGGCCCGGAGCGGCUCGCACGCUCUGCCGGGGCUGUCGCCGCACUCCCGCCUCCGCGACAUGCAGGCCGCGCUCGCCGCCCUCACCGGCGUGCCCGCCCCCGCGCAGCGCCUCCUGCACGGCUUCCCGCCGCGCAGCCUCGACCUCAGCGACGGCGAGAGGCGGCUCGGCGAGCUCGGCAUCCACUCGGGUGACACUCUGAUAGUCGAAGAGGACACAUCCAAACCCGAGCCUGACUCGCCCGUGAUCGCCAAAAAAACCAUGUCCCACCCAGUCAGGGAAGCCGUGCCCGUGCUGGCCAGGAGGGUGGUGCCAGCAGACAAUUCCUGCCUGUUCACCAGCGUGUCCUACGUGGUGGAGGGCGGCGUCCACGACCCCGGCUGCGCCCCGGAGAUGCGCAACCUCAUCGCCCAGAUCGUGGCCAGCGACCCCGAGUCGUACUGCGAGGCCGUGCUGGGCAAAACCAACAGGGAAUACUGUGACUGGAUCAGGAGGGAGGAGACGUGGGGAGGAGCCAUCGAAGUGUCCAUCCUUUCCAAGUUCUACCAGUGCGAGAUCUGCGUGGUGGACACGCAGACGGUGCGAAUCGACCGCUUCGGAGAGGACGCCGGCUACAGCAAGCGCGUGCUGCUGAUUUAUGAUGGCAUCCACUACGACCCUCUGGAGCGCCGUGUGCCCUCCUCAGACAUUCCCCCCCAAACCAUCUUCUCCACCAGCGAUGAUGUGGUGCUGGCCCAGGCGUUGGAGCUGGCUGAUGAAGCCAGGAGGAAGAGGCAGUUCACYGAUGUGAAUCAUUUCACCCUGCGCUGCAUGGUGUGCCAGAAGGGACUGACUGGGCAGAUGGAGGCCAGGGAGCACGCCAAGGAGACUGGACACACCAACUUCGGGGAGGUGUGAGCUCCGAAAGAGGAAGGUGCCAUCGACUACCUCAGCGGUCCAGAAUGAGAUUCUGGAGUCCCAGAUAAGCUGUUUGUAAUCAUAAAAUUCCGUUCACAGAGCUUGAAAAGCGAAUUAACUUCAUGGUGGCCAGCGCACAGGUUGGGGGAUAAGGGAUUGGGAAUAGGGAUGCUGAGGGAUAGCAGUUGGGCAGGUGGAGGAUGGUGGCAGCCACACUUUGACUUCAAAACCUUCUGUGUGUGUGUGUGAUCUGAGCAGGCAGACACAACCAGGCYCUGUCUCUCUGCACGUUUGCUGGGUAAUUCAAUCAAAAAGGCUUUGGGAAACACACAUAUCAGCACGAUUUACACUGAGAAUUGGGCUCUGCACACCUGAGCCGCUCUCAGAGGGGAAACUGCUUGUGUGGUGCGUGAUUUGKAGUGGAAAUAUCCACUAUCAAAUAAUGGAAAAAGGAUCUCUGAGCUGCCMUAUACCAUGAGGAAUAGGCUGUGUAGUUUGUGUGGAGAGAACUUUAGGGAAAGCAAUGGCCUCUAAGCUUUAAGGUAGCCUUCUUUAAAUUAAUGAGUAGAUGGAUAAGUGUUGAAUAAAACUUAUUAAUCCUCCGUAGGUAGCUUUUAGUUGCUUGAAAAAUAAGUCUCAACCCCCUGGUGUUUACACUGCAUCAGAGCAUAGGCAUGUUUCCUGGAAUACUUGGGAUUCUUCUUCAUAAUAGCAUUGGGAAUUCUGGCAAGAGGGAAGGGAGUAGUUAGGGAAGUGACUUAAUUUGCAUCUGUUAAAUACAUUUAAGCAGACUUUACUUGAGUAGAGCCAAUCACGGCCAUGGUGUUACUAAGCUGUUCCAGUUUCCCAAAUACUGUAAACGAGCACUUUAAGGUUGAGUUCUCACUUUUUUGCUGGUAAAAAGUUUUUGCCCCUCCGAAGGCCAGAGCCAGAAGGAGAGGCUUGAAAUUUCAUCUGCUUUUCUGCCUUAAUGUGUUUGAUUUUUUUGUCACCGGUGACUGUGGAAGUAGCAAGACUUUCAUUGUGAUAAUGAAGGGUGCAGCUGAAUAUUCAGAACAAAAUAAGCUGGGUGAAGUGCCCCACUCCUUGGACUGUUCAGAAUCAGGGAAGAUGAAAUUGGUGUCAUGGGAUAUUUUACCUCACCGUGGGGUUUUGAAGCUGAACAGCAGGUGCUUUUGAGAGCUUUUUAAAGGUGCUGUAAAGGUGCAUAAUACCGAAGGGGAUUUAUGGUUUUUUUUUUAAUUUGAAAUGCCUGCAACACAUCCUUGUUUCUUGAAUUUUAAAACACCCUUUGCCUGCCAUUUCUGUUACUGUUUUGAGUGACCUUCCUUGCACUUUUAGACUGGGRAGUGAGAACGUGCAACUUGGGGCUGAGGCAGAAAUAAACCCACUUCCCACAUGGAAUCUAAAAUCCAGUUUAAAGGCCUCUGUUCCCUAAGGUACCUGACCCAACCAGUGCAGCAAAAAUCCCACCUUUUGUGCAAAAAUCCUGUUUCACGUUCUCAGCAGAAGCUCCCAGUUGCAUCUUGAAAYACAGGAGGGUUUUACUGAAGAAGGAACAUAAUUACAUAAGUGCUUUGCUGAAUUAAGGCAUGAAUAAUUCACUACAAAGCCUAGAAUCACCGAGAGCACUAUGGACCAGGUUUGUUUUGAAUUCAGUAUUAAAAUACACAUUAGCACUGCUGGGAGGUUCCCAUAAAAAGCCACUUUGCUUCCAGUGUUAAACCCCGCUCUGCUUUUAGCCUGUCAUUAGGAAAAAGAGAUAAAAAACCCCAAACCCAACAUUAACGAAGCUGAUGCUUCAAAACCUACAGAAAAAACCAGCUGACAGUUCAAAGGAACUUGAAGAUGACACUGUGUUAUGACUACUUGAGCUGAAAUUGUGGCCAGGAAUGAGACCAAGAGACUGUUGAGCCCCAGGUGUGUCCUCAGUUUCCCCAGGGGAGCAGGGCCAUGCCUGGGACAAAGAGCUGACCCUCACCCUUUGCCAUCUGUCACAAGGACACAAWACCUACCUCAGAGAGGUGCACUGAGUGUCUCUGGGUGUCUGAAACACAAGUGGAAAAUCCAUAUUUAUUGUCUGCGUUGACUUUGGGGAGCAACACUUAGAUUUUAGCUUCAUGUCCUGGGUGGAUUUUUCAGUGUGUAAAACUUUUUUUUUUUUAAUUUUUUUUUUUUUUUUUUUUUGGGGGGUGUUUCUCAGUUGCAGUAUUUGAGAAUCGAGCUUUAUUUAAUCCAGAGUGUUGAGCUUUGCUAGAUCAUGUUUGCAUUGGGAAUCUGCUGACAGAGAAUCAGUUCCAUUGGAGGGACGUGUGUCACUAUCACUGCUUGGAUGUUUUCUUUUGUUGCCUAGAAAAUAAAAUCUCUUUGGUUAAAAAAAAAA